AUGAACGAUUUUGGGUCAAAUUCAACGGGUCAUAUAUUAGAUCAACUUCCUUCAUCUUCAAAUCAACAUCACAUUCCUAUAUUCCAAUUUGGGUUUAAUAAACAACAUCUUGUCAACGAGGAUUAUUACGAUUUGGAUAGUAUUUUAGCAAUGAAAGCAAAUAUUCAUUGUGUAUUUGAAUCAGGAACUCCUCUUGGAAUCUUCCCGUUAAUUGGACAAAAGUUACCCGAAGCAAUCGAUGAAGGAAAAGUCCAUCAAACUGUUGUUCCUGUUUGGUUACUUUCUGCAGGAAUUGGAGAUAUUUGUCGGUUUAACUUGCCAAAUGCUUACAACAAAAUUAAUUCUGAUGUCAUUGCUGCUGCAGCUAAUACUGGAAAGUUAGAAACUACUCGUAUUGUGGCAAGACAACAUUAUUUUUAUUUGUUGGGCAUCUUUCUGUGCAGACAUAUAAACACUACAGAAGCAAAAAGGAUUUCAACUACCUUAUUGGAUGGAUUUACUUCCAGAAUUGGACAAAUAAUUUCACUUGCUGUUGACACUAGUUUAAAACCUCGUGAUCUACUUGAUGAAAGUGAGAAAAUGCUUUUUUAUGCCAUUCAAAAAUCUGAACGUCUUCAACUUAAGUGGGUUAGACGUGAGCUUUCUCAUUCCAAACGACGAUCAACAAAGCGUAAAUUUAAUCAAGAAUGUGGUUCUUUUUUACUUUGA
Meloidogyne enterolobii is the source of this 708-nucleotide messenger RNA. Lineage: Eukaryota; Metazoa; Nematoda; Chromadorea; Rhabditida; Meloidogynidae. The record is from the annotation of a GenBank genome assembly.